AUGGCGGAUUCUCCAAGCAACUCAAAGGAGAAGAGCACGCGCGUUUACCAUCCCUAUCAGGACCUCAACGUUCCAAUCCAAAAGCUCUACAACCUCCCCACCGCGCCGGAGCAUCUCUUUCCGGAAGAAGCCGCCAGGACCCACCGCUCCUGGGGCGACAACCUCCAGUACUACACCGGCACCGGCUACCUCUCCGGCGCAAUCAUCGGCGCCGCCAGAGGCACUGUCCAGGGCCUCCGCGAGGCCGAGUCCGGCGACUCCCUCAAAAUCCGACUCAACCGGGUCCUCAACUCGGGCGGCCACGCGGGUCGCAAACUCGGCAACUCGCUCGGCGUCUUGGGCCUCAUCUUCGCCGGGCUCGAGAGUGGGAUGAUCCACGCCAGGGGCACCGACGAUUUCCUCAACAGCGCCGUCGCCGGACUCGGCACCGGAGCGCUCUACAGGGCCGCCGCCGGACCCCGAUCCGCCGCUAUUGCAGGCGCCAUCGGAGGAAUCGCCGCGGCGGCGGCGGUUGGCGGGAAGCAGGCUUUGAAGAGAUACGUACCGAUCUAG
Messenger RNA from Sphenostylis stenocarpa, 552 nucleotides. The record is from the annotation of a GenBank genome assembly. Lineage: Eukaryota; Viridiplantae; Streptophyta; Magnoliopsida; Fabales; Fabaceae.